Molecule: messenger RNA, 3353 nt
Organism: Choloepus didactylus (southern two-toed sloth)
Lineage: Eukaryota; Metazoa; Chordata; Mammalia; Pilosa; Megalonychidae
Gene: PLA2G4A
Product: phospholipase A2 group IVA
Exons: 18
Coding region: 655-2904 (749 amino acids)
Biological process (GO): glycerophospholipid catabolic process
Cellular component (GO): endoplasmic reticulum; Golgi apparatus; nucleus
Molecular function (GO): calcium-dependent phospholipid binding; calcium ion binding
Source: RefSeq, a predicted model, not a curated record
CAGACUGUCAUAUUUUACAGAAAUUGGGGAAACCAAAGAGAUUCAGAGAAGAGGGCCAAACACUUGCAGACUUCCACAGCUCCUGGGACAUGCAAACUUGCUUAAUGUUCUGGAGUUUUUUACAAAGAAGAUAGUAAAUAGAGUAGAUAUUGUUCUGGUCUUUUUUGUCCCAUGACCUGCCUGAGAACAAAGGGGUGGACCAAAGUUUUGCUGUUCUUGCUUUGUGAUUCUGUCUUUUGAUUAUCUUUGAUUUUUAGUCCACUUUUACAUUCUUUGAACAUACAGUUUAUUUUUCCUUCCCACAGACAUAAAAGAAAUUUGCAUAAGCAGAUUUUUAAAGCUGUACAACCAGUCUAAUUACUUACUUAAUUAAUUCAAAUGACCUUAGAGAAAUUCAGCAAGUACUUCUCAGUGAUCCAUAUCAGGGUUUAGCCACCUCUGGGGCAAAGACGACAGGCCCAGGCUAAGUUGCACUCAUUUUUCUUCCCACUUCCCUCUUCAGCAGAUGCAGUUGUGAAUCAGCUUCUCCCUUUUGGUCAGUCUGCCUCCUCGUUGGUCUGGCUUCUGGGCUGCAGGAAAUUCAGGUUUUAAAGAAGCUAGAGUGCCAGAGAAGACCUUUGAAGUGUGAAAAGAUUUCCUGUAAUUGAAACCAAAAUGUCAUUUAUAGAUCCUUAUCAGCACAUUAUAGUGGAGCACCAGUAUUCCCACAAGUUCACAGUAGUGGUGUUAUGUGCCACCAAAGUGACAAAGGGGGCCUUUGGUGACAUGCUUGACACUCCAGACCCCUAUGUGGAACUUUUCAUCUCUACAACCCCUGACAGCAGAAAGAGAACAAGACACUUCAAUAAUGACAUAAACCCCAUAUGGAAUGAAACUUUUGAAUUUAUUUUGGAUCCUAAUCAGGAAAAUAUUUUGGAGAUCACGUUAAUGGAUGCCAAUUAUGUCAUGGAUGAAACUCUAGGAACAGCAACGUUUCCUAUAUCUUCUAUGAAAGUGGGAGAGAAGAAAGAGUUUCCUUUUAUUUUCAACCAAGUCACAGAAAUGAUUCUGGAAAUGUCUCUUGAAGUCUGCUCGUCCCCAGAUCUCCGGUUUAGCAUGGCUCUGUGUGAUCAAGAGAAGAAUUUCAGGCAACAGAGAAAAGAAGUCAUAAAGGAGAACAUGAAGAAACUCUUGGGUCCAAAGAAUAGUGAAGGCUUGUAUUCUACACGUGAUGUGCCUGUGGUGGCCAUAUUGGGUUCAGGUGGGGGUUUUCGAGCCAUGGUCGGAUUUUCUGGUGUGAUGAAGGCUCUGUAUGAAUCAGGAAUUUUGGAUUGCGCUACCUACAUUGCAGGUCUUUCUGGCUCCACAUGGUACAUGUCUACCUUAUAUUCUCACCCUGAUUUUCCAGAGAAAGGACCGAAGGAGAUUAAUGAAGAGCUAAUGAAAAAUGUUAGCCACAACCCUCUUUUACUUCUUACACCACAGAGGGUUAAAAGAUAUGUUGAGUCUUUAUGGAAGAAGAAAAGUUCUGGGCAACCAGUCACCUUUACUGAUAUCUUUGGAAUGUUAAUAGGAGAAACACUAAUUCAUAAUAGAAUGAACACUACCUUGAGUAGUUUGAAGGAAAAAGUAAAUACUGCACAGUGCCCUUUACCUCUUUUCACUUGUCUCCAUGUCAAACCUGAUGUUUCAGAGCUAAUGUUUGCAGAUUGGGUUGAAUUUAGUCCAUAUGAGAUUGGCAUGGCUAAAUAUGGUACUUUCAUGUCUCCUGACUUAUUUGGAAGCAAAUUUUUUAUGGGAACAGUUGUGAAGAAAUAUGAAGAAAACCCCUUGCAUUUCUUAAUGGGUGUCUGGGGCAGUGCCUUUUCUAUAUUGUUCAACAGAGUCUUGGGAGUUUCUGGUUCACAAAAUAAAGGUUCCACAAUGGAGGAAGAAUUAGAAAAUAUUACAGCAAAACAUAUCGUGAGUAAUGAUAGCUCAGAUAGUGAUGAUGAAGCACAAGAGCCCAAAGGCACUGAAAAUGAAGAUGCUGAAGAGGAAUAUCAAAAUGAUAGUCAAGCAAGUUGGAUUCAUCGUAUGAUAAUGGCCUUGGUGAGUGAUUCAGCUUUAUUCAAUACCCGAGAAGGACGUGCUGGGAAGGUUCACAACUUCAUGUUGGGCUUGAAUCUCAAUACAUCCUAUGCGCUGUCUCCUUUGAGAGACUUUACUACACAAGAAUACUUGGAUGAAGAUGAAUUAGAUGCAGCUGUAGCAGAUCCUGAUGAAUUUGAGCAAAUAUAUGAGCCUUUGGAUGUCAAAAGUAAAAAGAUUCAUGUAGUGGACAGUGGGCUCACAUUUAACCUGCCCUAUCCCUUGAUCCUGAGACCACAGAGAGGGGUGGAUCUUAUCAUCUCCUUUGAUUUUUCUGCAAGGCCAAGUGACUCUAGUCCUCCAUUCAAGGAACUUCUACUUGCAGAAAAGUGGGCUAAAAUGAACAAGCUCCCCUUUCCAAAGAUUGAUCCGUAUGUGUUUGAUCGGGAAGGACUGAAGGAGUGCUAUGUCUUUAAACCCAAGAAUCCUGAUGUGGAGAAAGAUUGCCCAACUAUCAUCCACUUUGUUCUGGCCAACAUCAAUUUUAGAAAGUACAAGGCUCCAGGUGUUCUAAGAGAAACUAAAGAAGAGAAAGAAAUGGCUGACUUUGAUAUUUUCGAUGAUCCUGAAUCACCAUUUUCAACCUUCAACUUUCAAUAUCCAAAUCAAGCAUUCAAAAGGCUGCAUGACCUGAUGUACUUCAAUACCCUGAACAACAUUGAUGUGAUAAAGAAUGCCAUCACGGAAAGCAUCGAAUAUAGAAGACAGAAUCCAUCUCGUUGCUCUGUUUCUCUCAGUGAUGUUGAAGCAAGAAGAUUCUUCAACAAGGAGUUUCUAAGCAAACCCACUGCAUAGUUUAUGUGCUGGAAAGGGUGUAAUUUCUGAUACUUAGGCAGUUUGAAAUGCCAUCACAACUGGACUGAAAAGCACAGUACAGAUAAAAGUGCUGAUCAAGAGAGACUGGCUGAUACUCAAAGUUGCAGUUAUUUAGCUGCAUAAGAAUAAUUUUAUUAUGAGUUAGAUUGAUAGAGAUGUUGACUAUGUAAAAAUAUUCUUAGCAAUACUUCCCAUGAGUAUAAAUUUCUUGAUGCAACUUUAGGGUCAUAUACUGUAUUUUUAUACAUUCCUUACCAAUUAUCUAUGUGUGUUGUUUUUAAAAAUGAGGUUUCCCUUUAAAAUAUUUAACAGUUCAAUCUCAAUAAGUAAAACUACAUUUUAUGUGAAUCUUAUUCGUUGACUAGAUUUAUUCGUGCCAUGAGACAACACUAUUACUUGUUUUUAUAUAUAUACAUAUAUACAUACAU